AUUGUCGGGAAUUUUGCGAGUAGGAGUAUGUUUGGUGGUGUGUAUUAUAACAAUAACCUGCAAUGUGAAAAUACUCAUGACAGUUUCAUCUUUUGCUUUGGAGAUGAAAAUGGUUCUGAUACUCAAAUACUUAGUCGUGUG
This is a messenger RNA of Scutellospora calospora, 141 nucleotides long. The record is from the annotation of a GenBank genome assembly. Lineage: Eukaryota; Fungi; Glomeromycota; Glomeromycetes; Diversisporales; Gigasporaceae.